UAUUUAACCCAAGUUCCAAGUUCCAAGAUCCAUGGUCCGGUAGCGAAGACGCGAAGAAAUGAGGAAGGAGACUGAAUGGUGCCUAAAGGUAGUUGAAUGAUUAUAUCCAUAGUUUCGGUCGAAGAAGGCGAUAGGACCACUCCAUGACGAUUCCUCUCCCCACAGCUGCAUUUUUGGUCUCGGUUGGUUAGCUCUCUUGCGGUUCCUGGAUUGCGCUAUUUUAUCAUCGACUCGACUCUGCCGCCUCCCAUGCUGCAUCCACAGAAAAAAUGACAUCCAACCACCAUGCUACAACUAAGAGCCCUCCAGUGAUGCGACAGAUUGGUCCUCCAGCAUUCCGUAUAUGGAAUGUGUUGAAUGAUCAAUGGUCUUUGGCUGGAUCUUUCUUCUCGAAUCCGGUCACUCGGACGCCCAUACUCAUCAUCUGGGUGGCAUCAUUUGGAGGUGCUUUACACUCUUCGGUGACCACGUUCUUUUAUCUUGAAGUCGGGGCAAGCGACAUGGAUAUCGGUAGAAUUGGGUUCAUCCAAAGCCUGGGUUCGUUGGUGUUGGCGCCAAUGGCAGGAUAUGCACUGGAUCAUGGAGUUGCUCCCUUUUGUCCUUUAAUAUUGACGGCCACGGCGUGUUCUUUGGGUUGUCUCUGGCGAGGUGUGGCAGGAAACAUCAGAGAUCUCUACGUUGCCGCUGGGAUUUUGAGCAUUGGGGUCAAUCUCUGGACUGUAGUAUUGCUUCAUGUUUCACAUUGCACACCAAGAGAGCGCCGCUCACAUGUCCUUUCAGCCUACAAAACCCAGGAAACAUCCCUUCGGUUGGGAGGCAAAGCUCUCUUUCCCCUUUGGGAUGGUUUGGUUCGCCUUAUUCUUCGGCAAGUACCCCAAGCCUACAACACUUUGCUGAUCAGAUACAGGAUACACAUGGCAACAUGUACAGUCUUCUGCCUCUUUGGCACGGUUGCCUUGAUGUUGGAAAGGCGCGCUUUGGUACACGAAGAUACCAGUAGUAAAAGAGACAAGAACGUUGAAACAUUGACUCUUUCAAGAGCCAACGAAGUUGAACAAUGCACACCUCAGAACCAAUUACCCCUGGAGUUGACUUUGGCGUCCCCCGAUUCGGAGCAUCACCUCCAACCGUCCAUGGCGACCACACGUCAGAUGCACUCGCCUCAAAAUUCAUCCAGUUACUUUCGAUACAUAGCAAUCCUCAGCGCACUUUUGAUACAGUCAUGGUCAAGCACCGUUCUGGUCGUCUUAUGGCCGUUGGUACUCAGAGAUUUGUUUCAGUUUGCUGCAACAGAGUACGGGAUUGUGUCAGUGGUUGCGAGCAUUUGUUCCACUGCGGUCAUUGCUUCCUUCCCAACUUUCGAAAACAACCUGGGGAGGAUACGAACGGCUGCCAUUGGAGCAUCACUGGCUUCCGUGACAUGCUUUCUGGCCUUUGUGGUUCUUCCUCGUAUUGUGUAUCAUCAACGAGCAGCAGAAACAGAAACGAACCCGGACGCUGUCGUGCCUGAUGAUGCCGGCGAAGACGCAUGGUUCUCACGGAUAGUGCCACAUGUAUUCUUGGUGCAUGCCAUGUUGGCCAUUGGGUUUCAGGCGUCAGUUUACAUGCUGGAACCAAGCCUGAAAAGCAUGUUGAGUUUGACAGUGCCUGCAUCCCUUCAAAACCGUUCUCUAGGUUUUAUGUCCACUCUUGGAGGCUUCGGUGCCAUUGGAGGCAACCUCGCGGGUACGUUUCUCUUUCAGAGAUCCAAGAGCUUCUCUUCGACUACGGGCGCUGGACGGUUAUCUCAGGAUUGGUUUGGUAGUGGGGCCUUGCCAUUUGCAGUUGCCUCUGGUGUGUUAGCUGUAGCGGCGAUGUUCUUGUGGGCCUUGGAUUGGGAUGACGCUAGCAAUUACCACAGGUUCCAACAACAUCCCCAAUCAGCACCUUCCAAAACUUUUUGCGAAGAGAAUGGCGUUGGGCGUGAAGAAACUCCUGGUCCAAUGUCCAGGGGCCUCGUGGACGGCAGAGCCAGAGGUGCCAACGAUGGGGGAGGCAGCACUUCAUCACAAAACGAAGGUCUUUUCUUUCCAAUGUUGCACCUGGAGACGACAUACGAAAUGAAGUUGGACUGAGUUGGCAUUGUGGAUCAAUUGAAGCAAUCUGCAACUCUCUGGUUUUAAACCUGUAAAAUUCCGCAACGAAGACUUCAAUCUGCAAAUCUGCUUGCUAAAAAGUGUCUUAGCAUUAUGGGAACUUAGCUGUCUCGCCGAAUGAAGCUAUAGCUAGCUAGACAGCUGUCUCAUUUGCUACAUCGGGCAUCCCUGGAUGAUGUAUCAAGAUGUCUUCCGUCUUUAGGACAACUUGCAUGGCCUCUUCAUGACUCGUGGAUUCCUGAGCAGCAGCUGCUGCAGCUAGUUUGGCUGCUGAAUCCAGCGCUGCUGCAUUAGCGGCUGCUUCCAAAGGGUUGUGAACUACCGAAGGCGAAUGAUGGUGAUGAUGCAAGGUGUCAUCAUCGAUCACAUCAUCGUCGUCAUCAUCAUCGUGGUGAGCCUGGUUCUGGUAUUGUACAUAGCUGGCAGCAGCUGCCACUGCGGCUUCCACAGCCGAGAGUUCUACCAAAUCAUCAGCGGCGCCUGAUGCUGAUGCUGUCGCGGCAGCCGCCGCUGUGAGAGCUGCAUCAUCAUGAGGAUCAUGGUGAUGAUGUUCUGCUGGGGGCGGGGGCAAGUCUACAUGAUGAUGAUGAAUCGUUGUCUCCAGCGCUGUGUCGGAAUGCAGAACUACAGCCGUGUCAGUCAACAUGAUGGGAGGGGCGUCUGCGGUAUGAGGGAGCGGGUUGACCACCUUGACAGAAGCCAAGGGGUCAAUUGUAGACUCUAGUACGGGAGUGUCCGCUGACACUCCUCCGGUGAGAGGGGGAGGCUCGCUGUCCAUCUUGACCACGGGGAUCGCUACCUCAGAAGUGGCAACCUCGAGUGGCGACAGGGCUUGGUCGACAAUCUCCGACGCUGUGGGGGGCAUGGUGGCGACAUCGAUCGAAGCUGGAGCUGCUGCCGUGGCUAGGAGUGGUGGCAGGACUUGUUGGGGAUCGGCGGAAGGUGGAAUCUCCGCUUGGGGUUUGGGUGCCUCCUGAUGCUGUUGGCCACCAUCGCGGGUAUCGCUGGUAUCGGAUACAACCAAGGACGGGUCGUCUUCUCGCAUUUUGCAGACCAUUUUCUUGUUUUCUCGGCGGUACCUCAUUCUACGCCAAAUGUUCUUUCGUAGCAACCAAUCAUGCCCUUCUUUUCCUUUGGUGUAUUUUUGAUUGUACGUAAACUCUUCUCCUUCUUUCAAUGCCAUCCAGUUCCGAUACGAUCGAGUGGCUUCAACAGCUGAAACAUCCAUUUCUUUCAUGACCUGACUGUCACUAAAGGUGGAGGCAGGUCGUCGUUUGCGGGGCUGGACGGUUUCUUCAGGCUUCACCACUACUGCUACGAUGGGAAUAUUUUCCACCCCAGGAACAAUAUCAUUUUCAUCAUGAUCUUGUUUUCGACGCGCCUUUUUCAGAAUCGCAUGAUCACGAAGAUUGUUUCGCCGAGCGAUCAUGAUCCUUCGCAUCAAGCGUUCUUCAUCUUGGUCAUGUCCCUUAAUGAAGUCCCUACAAGCAUACCGGAGUUUUUCGCCUGUCUUGAGCUUUUCCCACUUGUGGAAAGUAGGGCUGUUUCGGACAAGAUCUUCGUUAAAAUCCGCAGGUCGCGGACCCAUUUUAGGACCCGGCAUUGCGUUGUCUAUCGAUCAAUCUACUGGAGAAAGGACUUGACGGUGGCCGCAACGACGGGGUAUACUGAUGUGGUGGAAGGAGGUUCGACAACGUCGACAGCGACGAUAACAACCAGAUCAGAAGGCAAGAUCUUUGCGAUUCCAAAAGUCCACUCGAACACUCUCCCAGCAGGCUCACAAGAAAAAACGGAACAGCAACAGUCGCGGGGAGUGGGAGUUGAUGCUUUGUUAGGUUAUGUGGUGAAGUGGAGUGAAGAGGUUAUCAGCUUUUGGAGUGGUUGCUCCGUCCUCUUUUGUUUCGAUGAAGCGAAAUCGAAGAGGUGCUCUUGCUGUUGGCGUGAACACGACUUGGGUAUUCGUGA
Seminavis robusta is the source of this 4100-nucleotide messenger RNA. NCBI's taxonomy places the organism in Eukaryota, Bacillariophyta, Bacillariophyceae, Naviculales, Naviculaceae. The record is from the annotation of a GenBank genome assembly.